Ctenopharyngodon idella (grass carp) is the source of this 2309-nucleotide messenger RNA. RefSeq names its product Ras-related and estrogen-regulated growth inhibitor-like protein. The record is from RefSeq and is a predicted model, not a curated record. Lineage: Eukaryota; Metazoa; Chordata; Actinopteri; Cypriniformes; Xenocyprididae. Bases 692 to 1411 code for a protein of 239 amino acids. The transcript has 4 exons. Gene Ontology annotation, molecular function: GTPase activity; GTP binding.
CAGCAAUGAGAUUUAGAGCAGAAUCUGAACAAUGUAAUUUAAAGAAAAUUGUUAUUUAACGGUGAAUGAAGACCGUGGCAGCUAUAAGGACCCCUCCUAAAGGCAAGCUGGAGAAUUGCGUAUUGUCAUGAAAAAGCGUUUGCCAUGGCAGAUCAAGAAGGACUAUAUGUCUGUUGUAUUGCUAAUUUAAUGUAGUAGUAAUUGGUUGCUAAAGACAACAUCUUAUUUAGAAGCAUUUGCAAUUCAUAGCCCUUCGCUGGAUUGGUGUCAUGCCUUGACAAGAGUCCGUAGCUUACAACGUUACUGAAAUGUGAUAAACCCUGAGUUAUACUACUACUAAUCAAAAUAAUAAUAGUAAUAAGUUAUGUUAUCCACAAAUCAAUCUACAUUAUAUUGUUGACGUUUAAAAAAAAAUAAAAAAAAAAACUUGCCGUCCGCUUCAUCCAUAUUUCAUAUAGACCUACUUCACAAUGGCACAUUCGAUAAAAAAAAAAAAAAAUGUCUGUUUUGUUGUUUAUUUAUCUUAUAUACUGAACUUCCAAAAAUAAUAUUUUCCUGUGCGUAGAGAAAAAAUAUUCUAAUAAAUUAUUCCUCAAAAACAAGACGCUCUUCGUUCUGAUUGGUCAGUCUGGAGAAAGCCCCGCCCAGGCAUAUUGAGACUAUUUAAACACGCAUUCUAGUGCGCUUCGCUAUGUUCAACACCUGCACACUGUGGGUCUCUACCAACACUGUUCCAGCCUACCCACCAAUGGUUGUUCAAGUGAAACAACGCAUUCGCUACAGCAGCAAAACAAUGGAAGGCAACCAGCAGAAAGUGGAGGCCAACAUUUUGUUACUGGGAGCUGAGAACGUUGGAAAGUCUGCCCUCACCGUGCGCUUUCUAACGAGGCGAUUCAUUGGAGAAUAUGGAGAUAUAGAAUCAAUAUACAGUCACACCGACAAGAUCGACGGGCGUGAUAUUUGCUUCAACAUAUGGGAUUCGCUUUGCCCUCAGAAUGGAGAGGAGUCAGGAUACAUCAGCGACAGACAGCUGCAGUGGGCGGACGGCUACAUCCUUGUUUACAGCAUCUGUGACCGCGCCAGCUUUAAUGUGGUGCGGCAACAAGUGCAGUGCAUACGACAAGCCAAGCAAAAACUGGCCAGCACAGCUCAGAUCAUAAUCGUGGGGAAUAAGAGAGACCUCCAGCACCGACGUACAGUGUCAAGUGAGGAGGGCCGGCUGCUGGCGCUCUCGGCGGACUGUGGGUUUUUUGAGGUCUCUGCUGCUGAGACAUACCACGGAGUGCUGAUGGUGUUUCACGAACUGUUUGAGCUCAUACGAGAGGCAAGGGCACUCAAGAAGGGCACCGCAGGCUUCAAAGGUAUCGUGAGGAGCAUGUCGGCCGUAUUUGGAAGGAAGCGGACUGAAUAGUUUUACAUUUUCCCUUUAAAGCGGUGGAAGAUUCGGGGAUAAUCCAUAUUGGAACAAAGACUGAUUAUUGAUCUCAACUGGAUUUUUGCAAGUUGACAAUCUUAGGGGCCAUUCACACUGUGUUCCGUCUGUGCUAUUUUUAGUUGGUCUAUGUAUGGACAGACAUCUUUGGCCAUUAUGUCGCUGUUUUUUGCCACCUUACACCAUGAGCAUCACUUAAGGUGGCUGUCAAGUUAAAAGUAGUUCAAUUACAAAAAAUGUCUCUAGACCCACUUCUGUUUUAUUGCUUUGUUCUGUUUUUGAAUGAAGAAACUUGUCCUGUGUGAAAGGCCCCAUGUUUAUGAAUGUUCUAAGAAUGUUCAAUUUAGAUUUAAGUUUAAAAAUAGUACUAUGUCUCAUUGCUCAGUUUUUUUUUUUUUAAUAUACUGUAUGUUGUAAACUGUCAGUUCUCUCUUUGUACUUCUAUCAGUUUUAGUGUAGCUAAUAAGUGCAAUUGUUGGCUCAAUGCUUCUUAGCCCCUAUGCAAUUAAAUGACACAGGCUCUAAAAUGUGGCCUCCAACACAUGAUACAUGAAUAUUGUGACAAUGUAGCAUUUUUCAGUGAAAAUGUUCAGAUUAUUUAAAUUGUUUUGCUCUAAAGUCCAUGCAUAAUGGUCAUAUAAAGUGCUAAAAGUGGAAGACUUUCUUUUUACAGUCAUGUAAAUUGACAUUAUUUCAAAAUUAUGCCCAUUUUUACCAUGGUUGAGCCUUAACAUUGAGUAUAAUCUAUUUUUAAAGUCCUAACUGUUUCAUUCAAUGCAUUAGUGUUGCUAACUGUUAAAUACAGAUGAUUGUAUAUAUUGCAAGUGCAAACCAUAUGCUAAUAUUGUUUUAUAAUAAAACAUGUUAAAGAUUUCAA